AUGAAGCUGCGGAGGAGCAAACUACAAAGAAUCAAACGAUUAGCGCCUUACGCUGGAAGGUCACCGGCGCAGGCGAAACUUGACAAGCUUUGGGGAUUCAAGCCGAUUGACGUUGAGCGCAAGGAUGUGCGCCGCAAGGCGAAAGCAAAGGCAAAGAAGGUGCCCUUGACACCGCUAGACAAAGUAGAAGAGACGUUCGCUGCGCUUGAAAAGGUCGAGGAACAGCAGGAUACUACCGUAACUGAGCCGGAGAACCAUGCGCAGGACAAACAGGAUGCGCAACAUCGCAAACCAUGGCAGCUCGAUCCAGAAACGGCAAGGCAGAAACGUGCCUUUAAGGAGGCGGUAAAUGACCUGCAUAACCUGGUUUAUCCGCACCUGGACCCUAUCGCAAAGCGCCAGUACACCAACGCCAAGCUCAUAGCACUCGGCGGAAAGAUCGCAAAAAACAGGAAGAUGCCUUACAACGAGUUCAUGCAACGCUCACGGGCACUCAAACGCCACGUGGAGAAGAACAAAGAACUGGAGAAAGAACUCGGGGUCAAGCUCUUCACUGACACUAAGGGUGGCUCACGGUUCGUCGACAUCGAGAGAAGGAAACGAAUCAAGGAACUGAAGAAUACCAAAUCGCCAUUCCAUUUCGGAGACCGGAAUGGUGUGUAUCGCAUUAAACCUAAGAAGAACAGAUGA
Molecule: messenger RNA, 690 nt
Organism: Babesia bigemina
Lineage: Eukaryota; Apicomplexa; Aconoidasida; Piroplasmida; Babesiidae
Exons: 5
Coding region: 1-690 (229 amino acids)
Source: RefSeq, a predicted model, not a curated record